AUGAGUGAAAGCGCACGAACAACACAAAGUAUUGAUCAAUCACCUACAUCUCAAUCGGUUGAAGUACUCGAAGAAAUUGUUCGGAAUUGCCAACGUAAUGAAGAACGUUUACACGAGCUUGAGCGUCAUACACGACAUGAACGAAAAAAAGCUGAACGUCUUUUACAGGAAACAUUUCGAGCAAGACAAGAUCGUGAAAGUCGAACUACUAGUGCAGUAGACUAUAAUACAAAUGAUGAUAAUAGUCAUGCAGAUGAUCAAAAAUAUAAACAACGAACAUCAUCAAAAGAAUUUUUUGUUUCACUCGAUGAUGACAACGAUACAAAUGAAAACCAUCAUCGUCAACAAACCCAUCAUAAUAAUAAAACUCUUAAGCAAGAUAAACAUUUACUUGCAAGAGUUGAAAAAUUACUUGCCGGUGAUGGUACAACAACAUCCAGUGAAAUGAUGUCAUCACAAGAACGACAAAAAAGAAUUUUAAAAAAACCCAUCACACCACCAAUUGAAGAUGAUCUCGAUGAGCAAAUAUCAAAUCAUAAUCAUGAAUAUCGACAUCUUCCAUCGGCAUGUUCAAUUGAAAAUGAUUUAUCUACUGUUGAUCGUUUAUUAUCAGAACGAACACCAAAUCAUCAUCAUCAUCAACGAAUAAAAUCCGAUGAUAAAAUUAAUCGAGAAAAACAAACGAAAAAAACUCAUAAUAAUUAUAAAGAUGAAAAUCAUAAAGAUUUAAUUGAUAAAAAUGAUCAACAAUUUUAUCGACGUUUAGAUAAUUAUGUUCAAACAGGUCGAUUUGUUUCACCGGAAUCAGAGAAACAAACGGCAAAAAUUGAUGAAACUUCACAAUAUCCAUCUCGUCCAACAACAACAAAAAUAACGAAUAAAGAUGAAGAAUUAAAUGAUUUAGCACGUCGUUGUGAAAAUCUUCUAGGACGUUUACAUGCUGAACGUAAUCGUGCUUAUAUGCUUGAAAAAUCUACACAUCGUCAUGAUUCUUAUCGACCACAAACUACACAUAGUUCAUCAUCUCAUGAUUUAGACAGACAUUAUCAUCAUCAUCAUCAUCAUCGUUCUAUAUCUCCAACCCCUUCUCUUCCUUCUGAACCAACACCAUUAUCACUACAACAAGCUCUCGAACUUUUACGUCCAGAAUUUAUAUCUCGUUCACGUCAACGUGCUCGACGUGUACGUCUUUUACGUGAAGAACGUGAACAUAAUGCAGAAAUCGAUCGUGAACGUCGUCAGAUGCUUCGUUUUUCAUGUUCAUCUUGGUGUGCAAAACCAACAAAACGUGCAACAUCAGCACCAUCUACACGUUCUAAUUUAGCAUAUACUAUUCCAUAUCAUCAACCUGAUUCUUCUCGAAUACCUUUAACAUAUGGUCAAAUGAAACGAGCAACGAAAAAAAAAUAUGAACAAUUACCUGAAGUAACAGAUCGACGACGUCAAAAUCAAAUGGAUGAACUUCGUCGACGAAAUUAUUUACGUGCGAAAGUAUUUCGUACACGUCUUAGACAACAUGUUGCACGACAUGGACGUACGAAUAUUGAUGAAUCAUUAACAAUGAUUGAAACAUAA
This is a messenger RNA of Adineta steineri, 1575 nucleotides long. NCBI's taxonomy places the organism in Eukaryota, Metazoa, Rotifera, Eurotatoria, Adinetida, Adinetidae. The record is from the annotation of a GenBank genome assembly.